This is a messenger RNA of Schistosoma spindalis, 4640 nucleotides long. Lineage: Eukaryota; Metazoa; Platyhelminthes; Trematoda; Strigeidida; Schistosomatidae. The record is from the annotation of a GenBank genome assembly.
AUGAGCCAACUCUUAAAACAGGCCAGAGAGUUAUAUAAGGCUGAAAAGUUUGAGGAGUGUUAUAAACUUACUGGGGAUCUCCUAGUUAAUUCAAAAGAUUAUGGGACACUAGUUAUGCAUGGAGCCUGUUGCUCUCAAAUCGGAAACGAGAAGGAAGCUAUUGAAUCAUAUUUCUCGGCUCUUUCGAUUGAUUCUACAAACAACAUGGCUUGGAUUGGUCUUUACAAUGAAACUAAGAAAAGCCCAGACAGAAAUCAAAGAGUUCUUUUAAAAGUAUGCACAGUACUCGUCGGAAAAUGCUCAAAGUCAGACCCUAUUGGAAAAUAUUUAGAAUACGCAAAAACGCUUGUUCAAAUCGUGGUUCAGUUUCGACUACCAUUACCCUUUGAUUUUAAUGAAUUUGAUGAUAUAUGCGAAUUUGUUCUUGAACACGAUCCAGACAAUGUAUAUGCUCUUGAAGCUACGUUUCGUUUACAAAUCGAAUAUUUCUUAUUCCAUGGAUUUCCUGAAUUUAUUGACCCGAGUUUAUGCAGUCAAUUAAAAUUCAAGAAUAUAACGCAACAGUCAAGAGUACCCCAUAUCACUUCAUCAGCUGUCUACCUCAAACGAUUAAAACAAUUUGAACAAAUGCUAGAAACAAUACAACAAUCAACCGAUGUAACUAAAACAGCUCAUAUAACACUAUGUUUGAGUCGGCUGUUAUAUCGUUUAUAUACAUAUUUCAUUCCCAAUUAUUCAUCAACCAAUAAUGUUGAUGAUGAUGUUACUACAAAUUCUAGCAAUCAAAAUAAUGAAAAAUGUUCAGAUUUAUGGAAUCUUAUUCAAAGCGAUAUUGAUAAACUUGAUUUCAAUGGAGUUGUUGGAUUUGUAAACUGUUCAAAGAAUCAAAUAAUUGAUCUUCAUGCUGGACUUUUGUAUGCAUUGGCUGCGUUUAAGUUGUAUCAAUUCAAUAGUUGUAAUACAAUCAUUACUACAUUAAUAUCUUUUAUUGAUAGAAAUUGUACACAAUUUGAUUCAGAAUCUGAAAGUUUAUCCGAACCUAUAACGAAAUUUAUCAUUUAUACAUCAAAUCUAAAUUUUCCUCAACUUACAUUAUGUACACCAUUUCGUUUCAAUUUAAAUGAACUUGAAGAUAAUGAUUUGCUAACAGGAUAUAAUAUUUAUGCAAUAAUUAAUUCUUGGUUACGGAUACUAUACAUGGCGAAUAUUUGUAAUUCAGAAAUUUCUACAAAAAAUAUUGAUGCAAAUAUUGAAAUGAUUUCUUGUCGAUUGGCAAAUACAAAAUAUAUCCCGUCUACUUGGAAAAAUGUUUAUCAAACUUUGUACUUAGAAUACUACCUGAUCGUUAAUAAUUUAGAAGCGGCAUUCAGUAUUCUUCAAAAGUGGAAAAGACAUCAUGAUUGUCAAACGAAUAAGACAAUUCCAAAUAGUAUUGAUUUAUGUCCACGUUUUCGAAUAUGUCUGAUAUGGUUAAAAGUAUCUAAACAUAUUUCUACUAAGUUGAUGAAUGAUUCCGAUAAAACAAUGCCACAGCCUAUUGUGGAUGAAUUUUUAGAUUUACUUAAAACAAAUAAUCUCAUUAUUCAUUCAACUCGUUAUCAGUAUUUAAUUGGAUAUGUAAUGAAAAUAUUUGCACAAUCUAUUACAAAUUAUCCUGAAACUGUGGGUCGUGAUCAACAAUUAAAUGCAUUUUCUCUUGGUGUUCAAUUUGAUAAGUGUUAUUAUGCGAAUUAUUUACAAAUAGGUCAUAUACACCGUGAAAUGGAGAGUUUUAAAGAGGCAUUGACAUUCUAUGCUGAAGCCUAUCGUUUGAUGCCUGGUUCGCCAGUUUGCGCUUAUUAUUAUUCAGUGGCAUUGUGUAGGCAAGAUGAAUGGGAAAAAGCUUUAGAUGUGUAUUCAUCUAUUGAUCAUAUUGAUUUCACAAAAGAUAUGUGGCUGAAUUAUGGCUUAAUUAAUUUACGUUUGGGUCGAAUAAAUGACUGUUUACCUGCAUUACAACGUGUUGUUUUAGCUAAAAAUGACGCAUUAUAUUGGGAAAUUCUCGGUGAAGCUUACUUAUUUCGUAGAAGUUAUGAAACAGCUGUAAAAGCUUUCAAUCGUGCUUUAGACCUAGAACCGAACCGACCAUUUACACUAGUUCUAUGUGGAAGAGCUUAUCGUCAUAUGAAUGAUAUUCACUCCUCUAUUUGUUGUUUUAAUAAUGCACUAAAAAUUAUUGCAAAUAAUUACAUGAUUGAUCGAUUAUACAGAAAAUUCUAUGUCUUGAUUAUAAAAGAAUUAAUUGAAAUUCAUAUGUUCAAAUGUCAGUCUGGCAUGUAUCAAGGAUGUACUGGUCAAGCGUUGAAUGAUUUACAGAUUACUUUAACCUUGUUAAAUAAGUUAUUGAAUUAUUUUGUCGGUUCUAAAGUUGUACCAUUCUGGUUUUUCCGAUAUACAGGUGAUAUUCUUAGCCUAUUGUCUAUGAUUGAUGAUCCUGAACUAUUAAUCGAUGUCCCGACACGUUUAGUCUCUUUAAUGAAUGGUGCUCAGUGUCUAUCCGAAUCGAAAGAGCCUACGGAAACGGUUAAAGUCAAUAUUAUCACAUGUCUUCACCUUGGUGGGAUUUAUCUAGCUUGUGCUCUUCGUACAUCUAUCAGUUCAGUUCGAUAUCCAUCACAUUCAUUAGAUCCAAAUGUGCUCUCUAGCAAUAAGAAUAAUGAAUCAAGUACCGAUACUACUACUACUACUACUACUACUACUACUACUACGGCGACUACUACAACGGAUCCAUUGAAAUUAUUAUUAAUAAGUUCUAUAUUAGUUAAUUUAGGUAUUAAUCAACUUAAUCAAGGUUAUUAUAUGCAACGUAAUAAUAUUUCACAUGAAUCAUUAAUUAAAACAAAUCAAUUAGAUCAUAUUGUUAAACCAUUCAAUUCAAUUAUGAUACCGAAUGAAUUAUUUUAUUUAUCUGAAUCAACUUUAAAAAAUGCAUUACAAUUAUUAGAAAAUUUAUCUAAUAUCUAUGAUGAAUUAUUAGAAGAAAUAAUAAAAGAGAAAAGUUUACUUGAACCAGGUACACUAACAACUGAUGAUGAAAUUGAUGAACAAGAUACACGUGAUCGUAUUGCUUUAAUUAAAAAACUUCAAUCACGUGCAUGGGCUUCAUUAGCUGGUGUUUAUUCAACAAGUGAUGAAAACUUGGAUUCAGAAAUCACCUAUUGUCUUUGUCAAGCAUUACUUUAUAAUCCUGAUAAUACCACCGUCAUGGUUAAUUUGGCAAUGCAACAAAUGAAACAGGGUCAAACUGAACUUGCAGUUAAUUUGGUAGAACAAGCUAAAGCGAUUGAUCCAGAUAAUUUUAGAGUUUGGCUUGUUUCAGCUCAAUUGACUGCUGUCAUGUCUGGUACUCCGUCGAUUGGUCCUGGUUUAUUAGUCAAUACGGAAGUAUUGAGUCAUUUGAUACAUGCUGCGUAUACAGGUUCCAAUUAUCAAGUAGCUUCACAGCUUACACUGCAUUUGAUGCCUAUAAUUAUUGAAUAUGCUGGAUGUAAUUUCCUUUGUGAUCCAUCAGCAUCAUCUUGUCCAUCAAAUAGUAUGUCAGAAUUAAUUCAAGUUUUCGAUAAACGAGCACAUUUACGCUUAUCUAUCAACGUGGCUAUAGAAUGCUUAAAUCGGGCUAUCGCUUUCCAGCCUAAUAAUAUACGAUUAUGGCAUAAUCGGGGUAUAUUACUCCAAUUGGUGGGAUAUUCUGUACCCGCGAAACAUUGUCUUCAAAAAGCUGUUAUGUUAUUGAAUAAACAAAAACAGUUAUCAUAUCGUGAUAAUCCAAAUGAAUUGGCAUUUUUCAGUCUUGUAUUAUCUCAUUAUUUUCUUAUUACAUAUAUUUGGUGAGUGUAAUAUUUGUUGUUGUUAUUUUCAUCAGUUGAUUCGAAAUUUAUAUAGUAUUUUGCUUUGUGUGUGUGUCUUUCAUAUGUAUACAUAACGAAAUUUCUACCUGGACAAAUUGAUUAUUCGAUCAUAGCUAAUAUCCAUCGUUAACUACCACAUUCCUUGGCGUGUAAUGUAAAAGUCAAUUGUAAGAAAGCUAGAGUUGAUCGAAUUGAAGAGAUACAGCAUUAGUUCUCAUAGUCGUUGACUAUUAAUCUGAUUCAUGUUGUUAGUCGUAAACUAUCUGGUUUGAGUGAUAAUCAUUAUCAUUGAUCGAUGUUAGACGGACGACAUAGUUCGAAAGUGAUCAUAACGAUAAAGAUGCACUCAUACUCUGUCUUACUCUAUGUGCGCCAAGUGAUAGUAUUCCUUCAUACAUACCUUUACAUUGUUUUUUCUAGAACUUUAUUCUCAUUGUCUAGUUCUUUUCAGUAUCUCAUUUCUAUUGCAAUUAUUUUCAUUACUUUGUUAGUCAUCUGAUGUGUAAUGAUAACUUGGUCUAUUGUACAUUUGUUUAUGAUUGAAAAUAAAGUCUUAACAUUCCUACAAACUGAAAACCGAUUGAUCUACUUAGAAAACUGGUGUAAUAUGAAAUACUUGUUUAGAAUACAGCAUAAAUAUAAUGUUUCAUAUUACUUACUAUCUUUCAGGAUUUAAAGUUCGAGAAUGAUAAUACAGGUCAAAAUAAGUAAAAAAAAUUGUUAUGUCCCAACGAAGAAUAAAUGAAUGGUAAC